AUGGGCCUGGGAUGUGAUGGAGCUGAGGUGGCUGUGGUACCAGGAGGAUUGCAGGGGGAGCAGACUGUGUGGGUUCCUGACCAUGGGAUCAACUACGGUGUUGGCUUCUUUCCAGGUGGUGGCAAUGGCUAUGGAUAUAGGGGGAUCAACUACGGUGUUGGCUUCUUUCCAGGUGGUGGCUUUGGCUAUGGAUAUAGUGGUGGUGACCAUGGGGCAGGUAAAGGCUACGGUGUAGUGAAGAAAUACCGUUAUCGUGGCCGCGGCAUAACAGGUGUCUUUGGUUUUGGUAAAUUCCGAGUCUUCAGAGGUAGACAUGUUCCUAAGCCAGGUGGAUUGUACAAAUAUGGAGAGAAAUAUGAUAUUUAAGGACGUUUCCCCCAGCAAAUGCUGCUUCUCCACUGAAGAAUGUUUCAGAUUGCCGUGGUCUGGCUCUGAUGACCAUAAUCGUAGUUAAUGCUUCAUGGGUCUUUGGGAAUUCACUUCAACAAACAGAAUGAAGAAUCAAAGCUUCUUUAUUUGCAAUUGAUUCCAGCCAUUUAUUCAGAGUAAUUGAUCUGUUCUUGGCAUCAAUGAUUAUUGUAAUGAUGAUAAAGAGACGAUUCUAUAACAUCUAAAAUCCACCACACGCCUGUCCACCCUGGCAGCCAUGGACUUUCUCGUCACAUGUGAAACUCACCAAUCUUGGGGCAAGGUUUUGUUGAUGAUAUAAAUAAUAAUAAUAAACUGGUCACUCAAUCCAUGACUGUUUGUGGG
This is a messenger RNA of Callorhinchus milii (elephant shark), 753 nucleotides long. Its product is annotated as keratin-associated protein 19-2-like. Lineage: Eukaryota; Metazoa; Chordata; Chondrichthyes; Chimaeriformes; Callorhinchidae. The coding region runs from base 1 to 366 and encodes 121 amino acids. The transcript is spliced from 15 exons. The record is from RefSeq and is a predicted model, not a curated record.